Messenger RNA from Klebsormidium nitens, 3215 nucleotides. The record is from the annotation of a GenBank genome assembly. Lineage: Eukaryota; Viridiplantae; Streptophyta; Klebsormidiophyceae; Klebsormidiales; Klebsormidiaceae.
AUGCAGAGGCAAUGCACUGGCAGAGAUACAGCGUCUGCACGGAGCAAGUCAUCGCCUGCGGUGCAUGCUCUGAAGAAGGAUGGCAACACAUUCGUGUACCACAUCAACGGUGGUGGUCGAGUCCUAGCAUCCGUGAGAAAGGAAGCCAGGCGCUUCAUGGUCACUCUGGAGGUCAACACCAAGGAGCUGGAAAUUGACUCAGCAACCCCCCUCCACUUACAUUGGGGUCUUUCCCGAUCAGACAGUGAGGACUGGGUGCUCUUGGAUGCCAAGUCUGCUCCACCCAACACCACCCUGAGUGGCGGCGAGACUGAAGCAAUGCGGACGCCCAUUCUUGAAUCACGGCCUGGCGUGCGAAGGAUCGAGAUUGCACUGGAUGCAAGGAAGGCGCCGGUGGAGCUACACUUCGUCCUGUACCAGCCGCCGACAGAGAAAGUCCCAGAGAAGUGGUUCAGGAGCACCAAGGAGAGCAACUUUUCUGUCCCGGUGGGCCUCGGCCGUGGUUCGCCAGACCCGCUGGGCGCCACCUGGCAGAGCAACGGCUCAGUCAACUUUGCGCUCUACUCGCGGAAUGCGGAAGGGGUCAUCCUCUGCCUGUUCAAGCCGGGGGCGGUGGAGCCCUCCACGGAGCUUGAUCUGAGCCCCGGCCUGCACCGAACGGGCGAUGUCUGGCACGCGCAGCUAGAGAGCGUGGAGGGCUACGACCGCUACGGCUACAGGGUCAGGGGGGCAGUUGGCUGGGCCACAGGCAACCGGUUCCACUCUCGGCCCGUCCUGCUCGACCCGUAUGCCCACUUCAUCGCCCCUCACGUUCCAGGUCAAGAAGACCUGCCCUCCCCUGCUCUGGCCCUCGGACUCCUACAGCCGGAAGAACCGUUCGAUUGGGAGGGCGACUACCCACCACUGGUCCCCAUGGAGGAGCUCAUCGCAUACAAGCUGCACGUGGGCGGGUUCACCCGGGACGCGUCCAGCGGCGUAGCGGAUGCUGCGCGGGGGACCUUCCUGGGGGUCGUCGAGAAGGUGCAGCACCUCGUGGACAUGGGUGUGAACGCCGUGAUCCUCCAACCAAUCGCUGCCUUCGACGAAACGCUGGGCUCCUUCUUCCCCAUCAGCUUCUUUGCUCCUGCUUCGAUCUACGGCCCCGGCGGCAGCGGCGUGGCCGCUUCCCGCUCGCUCAAACUGCUGGUCAAGGAACUGCACCGGGCCGGCAUCGAGGUGCUUUUGGACGUGGUGUACAGUCACACAGCGGAGGGCAACGACGAGGACCCCAAGACCGUGUCCCUACGCGGCAUCGACAAUGCGACAUACUAUCUUGUCGACGAAUUUGGCCAGUUCAAGAUCCCCGAGUUUGGAGUGGGCAACGCCUUCAACUGCAAUCACCCCACGGUCCAGCGCAUGAUCGUGGACAGCAUCCGGCGGUGGGUGGAGGAGUUCCACGUGGACGGCUUCUGCUUCGCCAACGCGGGGGCGCUGGUGACGGGCCCGCACGGGCAGCAGCUCAGCCGGCCGCUGCUCGUGGAGGCGCUCGCGUUCGACCCCGUGCUCGCGGACAUCAAGCUCAUCGCCGACCUGCGCUCGCCCAUCACCGGCGUGCACCAGCCGGUGGACUUCCCCCACUGGAGCCGGUGGGCCGAGUGGAACUCGCGCUACCGGGACGACGUCCGGCGCUUCAUCCGCGGCGAGGGCGGCCAGCUCAGCUCCUUCGCGACCAGGCUCGUCGGCAGUGGUGACAUCUUUGACGACCGACGCGGGCCUGGUUUCAGCUUCAACCACGUCACCAGCCCCUACGGUUACACCCUUGCUGACGUCGUCUCGUACACUGGGUACCCCAACGACUUCCGGUGUCAGAAUGAGUUUGGUUGGAAUGCUGGAGUUGAGGGGCAAGUGGCUGAUCCAGGGGUCACAGACGCCCGCCAACGACAGAUGCGCACGUACCUGGUGGCGCUGUUUCUGUCGCAAGGCGUGCCGGUGCUGACCAUGGGCGACGAGUACGGCCACACCAAGAACGGCAACCUCGACGUGGAGGACAGGAACAGCGUUUUCCACUGGGGCCAAAUGGAAGGACCUCUGGGCAGUCAGCUGAAGGAGCUGAUUGCGCGCCUGGUGGCCUUCCGAGAGGAGCACCCCGAGCUACUGCAGCGCCGGGAGUAUUUGCUGCCGCACGAGCUCGUGUGGCACGGCUACUGGCCCGCACACCCAGAGUGGGACAACCCCUCCAGCGCCUUCUUGGCGGCCAGCCUGCAUCAGUACGUCCCCGUCGAGGAACCGGAACCGGACUCGGAAUAUGAACCGGAACCGGAACUCGAGGCCCCAGAGCGGGCCCCAUUCUCUGUGCCGGGUGUGUCCCUCGAGGCCCCUUCCGGUGCCGGCGAGGACCUUCCGGAGGCGGUGGAUCCGCUGGCGGGCCUGGAGCCGGUGGGCCACGGCGACCUGUACAUAGCAUUCAAUGCGCACGGGGACCAGGUGACGCUGGGCCUCCCCGCGCCGCCACGUGGCGCUGUCUGGCACCGCCUGGCGGACACCAGCAUGCCGGUGCAGAGCUACUUCGUCGGGGAGGGGGAGGCCCUCCACGCGCCGCCCCCCGGGGCGCCGGACGUGGUGCAUCCCCACGGAUCCUACGACCUUGCUCCCUUCAGCGCCCUGUUGCUCGAAGCCAAGUUCCCCAAGGGUGCGGAUGGUGUCCGACGGCCUUCGUACGAAAUGCAAACAAAUAAGGCGGCCCCCUUUGCAGUUAGCCUGUCUGGUUUUUGAUUGUCAAGGUAUUGUAUGAUUGGGAGGAUAUUGUGCCCGGGCAGAUCGUUGGAGGUUCUGUUUUGGCCAAGUUUUGUAGGUGCUGAUGGUGGAAGAAAGCCCCUGUGGGCAAUUUGAGAGCUCCACGAAAAUAUCUGUGUUGUCAACGGACCUGAUGCGGUGCGUGAGACCCUACCGAAACAUUGUCGUUGAGCAUCCUGCGGGCCAACGGCCCGGCGGCCUCAGGCUGACCAUGGCUGCCUUAACAAACAUGCUGCAUUAAACGGCUAGAGAAACCGCGUCGGGAAGCAUGUACGUUGGGACUGUUGACAUGCUGCAAAUGCGGACGUUGUAGUGAAUAGAUCACCUUUUGCAUAACUGGCUCUGAUAAGGCUCUACACUAACAUUGGAUCAUAGUUCCGUAUGCAGAAUUGAAUGGACCCCCAAUGUGAAACGAUUGGACAUCCUACUAUACCAUAUGCAGG